Molecule: messenger RNA, 1856 nt
Organism: Acanthopagrus latus (yellowfin seabream)
Lineage: Eukaryota; Metazoa; Chordata; Actinopteri; Spariformes; Sparidae
Product: palmitoyltransferase ZDHHC7-like
Exons: 5
Coding region: 397-1023 (208 amino acids)
Biological process (GO): peptidyl-L-cysteine S-palmitoylation; protein targeting to membrane
Cellular component (GO): Golgi apparatus; endoplasmic reticulum
Molecular function (GO): protein-cysteine S-palmitoyltransferase activity
Source: RefSeq, a predicted model, not a curated record
CAUUUUAAAACCAGUAAAAACAUUAAGAAACAAACAUCAAAACAAGUGGGCUAAAAUAUCAUGUUGGUGAAUAAGAAGAGUGUUCAAAGAGAAGUGAGCAGUUUAGUUUGAAGGGUUUUAAUUAGAGGAACUUAAAACACAGAAACAACAAAACCAUUUAACUACUUUAACACAAUGUGAAGAAGUCAUCUACAUCUGCCAGGCAUGACACUCCACUGCCUGUCUGCUGGGAUCUGAAGCUGUGUGGAGGAUAUGUAAAAUAUCUGAGAUGUGCCCGGUGGAACCAAAGUGUUAAAUCACACACUUGUGAUAACGACCUCAGCCUGUCAGUGAGGAGACGUUACAGUCGGAGUUGCAGAUUGUGUUGUGGCUGCCAACUGUGUGGAGUUUAAUGUCAUGUCUCCUCAGGGAGCCGUUCCAAAAGGAAACGCCACUAAGAAGUACAUGGAGAGUCUGCAGCUGAAGCCGGGCGAGGUCAUCUGCAAAUGUCCAAAAUGCUGCAGCAUCAAACCUGAGCGGGCUCAUCACUGCAGUAUCUGUAAGCGCUGCAUCCGUAAGAUGGACCACCACUGUCCCUGGGUCAACAACUGUGUCGGGGAGAAGAACCAGCGCUUCUUCGUCCUCUUCACUAUGUACAUCGCUGUGAUCUCAGGUCACGCUCUGGCUCUCUGUGGAUACCAGUUCAUCACCUGCGUCAGAGUCCAGUGGAGCGAGUGCAGUGACUUCUCUCCUCCGGUCACCAUGAUGCUGAUGAUCUUCCUCUGCAUGGAGGCACUCCUCUUCCUCACCUUCACAGCUGUUAUGUUCAGCACUCAGCUGCACUCCAUCUGCAACGACGAGACGGAGAUCGAGCGUCUGAAGAACGAGAAGCCGACGUGGGAGCGUCAGACUCGCUGGGCCGGGCUGAGGUCUGUGUUUGGAGGUCAGCCGUCACUGAUGUGGAUCAGCCCCUUCGCUGGACUCAAACUGCCAACCUUUGUCCGCAAACGCACCUGGAGGGGCGGGGCAGAGUUCUCCGUCUGACCACCUGUCUGUCAAACACUACACAGUGGAGGGAUUGAAGCCGAACUGCAGCGGUGCUGAUGAACCUGCAGCGAGUCCAGCUGGCUUCACAGAUCCCAGCAGGAUGUUUCUGAGCCGGAGAAACCAGGUGACUGGUCUCCAUCUUCAUCAUACCUUCGUCAUCGCUGGGGGAGCUUCGAUGUUUCCGGGUCAGACGGACUGCAGGCCGACGCUGCGACACGCGUGAAGAACCUUUUUAUUGCUCUGACAACACGUUCAGGCUCAGAGUCUGGAUGUUUUUUAAAUGUGCUCGUUAAGAUGCUGGAUCUUCUGAGAGCCGUUACUGAACACAGAUUCUGUUAUCGGACUGAUAAUCAUAUGAACCACUGCUGUAACUAAAGCUGUCACCAUGAAAUGAAAUAUUCUGCAGUUAAUAUAACGAUUCUUCCUUUCUGUUGACUUUAAAUGACAUCAUGUGCGUCUGUUUAAAGGGACCCUGUGCAGUUUUUUGUUCCUACAUUCAUCAGAACUCAUCGUGUGCUUUUCCUUCAGCCAGUUAUUUUAAAUCUUUAACUGUUUGCAUCAGUGUUUUACUGUCCUGGUCUUCUGCUGUUGGUUCGUUGCUGUUUGUCAGCACGUUACCUCCUGUAGACCAGUGGAACGGUGUCAGACUGUGUCGGCCACAUCAUGUGCAUCAGAACCAGAACCCGCUCAUAAAAGCUCCUCUCCAUGGUGCUGCGGAAGGUGAGAAUUCACAGGGAACCUUGAAGAAAUCAACUUCAACACCAUCGAGUUCCUCCCUCACAAGCAGGAUUUUUAAUUGUCAAUAAAUCCAACACGCCACAUUUUCUUCA